AUGUGCUUCCACUCGUCAUUCCCUGUGCAAUUCAAGCCCCAUACCAUCAGCCCAGAGCCUCCUCUAGGUUGUCUCCUCCACUCCUUGACCAAGUUUGAUUUUGAUCAAGACGCGAAGCACUAUGAGACGAGCUCCAGCAUCACCCAAUGCAAGAUAGUGGCAUCUUACAACUGGCUUGACAGAAGAGAAGCUACAAUCAUCGUUCCAGGAAAACCGCCCAGAUGGACACCUCCCAUCCAAGCUCGCCAGCUCAAGCCCGACAGCGGCGAGUAUUUUCGGGAUCGGAACGCGGCUAACUUUCCUAUACACCCCAUUGAGCCUGCUGUCGUGGCCGCUCUGACGAUGGACCCGGACGCAGCACGAGAGAUCGACGUCGUCACCUGCAGCAGCACACUUGGCAACCUCCUCCGCUUCCUUAGGGAGGAAGACAAGAGAUUCCGUAUGCUCGUCGAGCUCGUCGGCAACACCGUCUUCUUCGUUCGGCGUGAGAAUACGCCUCGGGAGCUGAUCCCUGGGGUCAAGGGGUUCGGCCAUUCCUUUCCCGAGGCGUACACCACGUGGGACCCUGAGGUCAGGGGAUCGACUUCGCAUCAGCGGGUUCUCUCGUACCGCUUUGGAGGGUUAGGAUGUCUGGUACGAUUCGAAAGCGAUGGAUAUAUUGUCGAUAAAGAUGAAGAAAGCAUACAAAACCUCUCAGAACACACCGGCCCAGCUGUCGCCGAAACGGCUGAGGACUUGUUAGCCGCUUUUUCGGGAGGCCGUGUGACUUUGAAGCCACCCACGGACUACAACAGAGGCCUCAAAGUGAUCCGAGCAGGCCGUCUCAUCGAGCAGGACAGCAUCUUUGAGCUCAAAACGCGAUCCACCAGGCGUAAGGAGGCAGGCUUUUCCGAGGACACAUUUGGAGUCCAGCUGCCAAGACUGUGGGUGGCUCAAGUGCCCAGAUUCCUUCUCGCAUACCACACUUGGGGAUUUUUCAAGGAAGAGGACAUCACGAUCAAAGAUGCCCAGAAGGAGGUCAGUGCCUGGGAAAAGGAGAACGUCGACAUGCUCUCACGCCUGGCAGCUCUGAUGCAUCAUGUCAUAGCUCUGGUGAGGACAAGGCCUGAUUCGAAGUUGGAGCUCCGUCAUGACGCCGUUGGAAUCCUCGAAGUACGCGAGCAGCUUCCGGACGCUGGAGAUGCGCUAUCUCAGCAGGCCCGGGCAUCGUGGGUGAACGAUGUAGAGAGUAUUCAUGACAAUACCUCUGGUUUCGGGACCGCUGGUACAGAUCUCAUUGAUUUUGAAUCAGAAGGCUAUGCUGAAAAGAGUGGGGAUGAUGACAAGUUCACGCCCGACUUCACUGCAUGUUCAGCAGAUGGCUGCGGAUACUGUGGACGAUGCCCAUACUGA
Molecule: messenger RNA, 1392 nt
Organism: Cryphonectria parasitica EP155
Lineage: Eukaryota; Fungi; Ascomycota; Sordariomycetes; Diaporthales; Cryphonectriaceae
Exons: 3
Coding region: 1-1392 (463 amino acids)
Source: RefSeq, a predicted model, not a curated record